Molecule: messenger RNA, 4964 nt
Organism: Trichobilharzia szidati
Lineage: Eukaryota; Metazoa; Platyhelminthes; Trematoda; Strigeidida; Schistosomatidae
Source: the annotation of a GenBank genome assembly
CUGCAACACACUGUAACUAUAUUUGUUCUGUUUAGUUUACGUAUGCAUGAGUGAAUGUAUGUAUGUAUGUAAUGUGUGUCAUUGUAUGUAUGUGUUAGUGAGUGCAACAACAUUUUCAUUUGCCCAUAAAUUUAGAUUUUUACUUUUGUUAACCUCUCGCUUUCUAUCUAUCUAUCUAUCUCACACGCACACGCACACAUAAACACACGUUGUCUUUUACAAUAGGACACAUCAUUUUUACCACUGAAAGCGCGUCACAUUAAGUAAUCACAACAGAAGUGAUCAUAAAGUAUCAUGUUCAUCAUUCUAAAAUAUACCACCAGUCAGUAUAAUUGGUUUAUGUGUACAUUUUGAAAUCAUUUUCUCCUUUCUGAGGAUAUUUUCAAUAGACUAAAAUUUGUACUCUGUUCAAAGUUUAAUCAUACAAAUCAACAGUAUACUGGAACUAAAAUAUUGGAGAAAAAAAAGUUGGUGUUGUCUUCACCUCCUUCUCAUUCUUGUGUUUCUAUAUUUUUGUUUUUCUUCGUCAAGAAAGGAAGAGUUAAACAAGACUAUCAAGAAAAGUACUCAAUAUUUAAUCUGUUUUUAUCCACUAAUCUACUUCUCUUUAUUUUCCCACUAUCAGUCUGACUUGAAUCAUUUGAAAUAAAAAGAGACAUACAAUAUUUUAAAUAUACAUAUAUAUGCAUAUACAUUUAAACAAUAAUUCAUAUUUACACAUUAUUCACUGAGGAAACGUAUCUAAUCAGCGAUGUUUAUGUAACCCGUCUAUUCGCCUAUUUAAACAUUUAAACACACAUAGAUAUAUCGCUUUGUAAGACCGAAUAACUGAACAAAUAAAAGUCAGGCCGAUCUCCACUGCUCAUUCUCUGUGUAGAUGGCACUCACAAGUGUAGUACCUUCGUAUGCACUCGGAAUGUCAGGUGAUGUAAUACCAAAUAAUCUUGGUGUGGUGCCCUAUUCUACAUUUCAUACAGCAUUGUUACCACAUCCUAAUACUCUUGGACUUGGUAGUCCAUCAAAUAUUUCAACAGGAUUGAUGCUUGCAACACAAGCCACUUCACAAAAUCCUUACUGUCCACCAAUAACGCUUACAAAUGGAUUUUAUGCCAAUACAAAUUACCCUAACAAUGCAGAAUCAUUUUGUUAUGUACAACCGAACGAAACUAAUACACUUUUAAGUGCAUAUCACACUUAUCCUACAUCUAUAAAUAUGCCAUUACAAGCCCCACAUUUGUCUUGUGAUAAAUUGUAUACAUCAAACAAUACACAGAAUGCAUUACUGCCAACAGCAAACAGUAAUAACACUAAUAGUACUAGCGCUACGAGUAAUAACAAUAAUUAUAAUAAUAAAAGUGAGCUCAGUAAACUGGAACUAUCAACUAUUGAAACAUCACACCACUUAUUAGAAGAUACAACACAUAUAAUAACUGACAAAUCAACUUCAUCGUCAUCAACGACACAUGGAGAUAUGGAAAGCGGUCAUCAGAAUAAUUCACUACUUGUACUACGUUUACUUAUGUCUGGAAAAGAGGUUGGGAGCAUUAUUGGCAAAAGAGGCGAAAAUGUCAGAAAGUAUAGAGAAGAAAGUGGAGCAAGAAUUAAUAUAUCAGAUGGGUCUAGUCCAGAAAGGAUUGUGACGAUAACUGGAACUACUGAACAAAUCUAUAUAGCAUUCACACUAAUGAGUCAAAAGUUUGAAGAUGAUUUUACCCAGGGGUUAUUACGAAUGGGUGAUGAAACAGUCAGCUGCCCACCAGUCACACUGCGUUUAUUAGUUCCAGUUACUCAGUGUGGUUCAAUAAUUGGUAAAGGAGGCUCGAAAAUCAAGGACGUUCGAGAGCUAACUGGCGCUUCAAUCCAAGUGGCUAGUGAAGCUUUACCAACAUCAACAGAAAGGACAGUCACAAUAUCAGGCACAGCGGAUGCAAUUUCAAAAUGUAUUCAGCUGUUAUGCGACAUUUUCUUAGAGUGCCCAACGAAAGGUCCAGUUAUUCUGUAUCGACCGAAACCUGCUGUUUCUAAUCCAGCACUGAUGUGUUCACCCACUCCAUUUUCAUCAGGUCUACUGCAGUCAACCUUAUCUGGGCUUCCUAUUUCAGUAUGUGAGAGUUCACAUGAAUCAGGAUAUGCGACGCCAAUGUUCACAUCAUCACCAUUACUAACAACACAUGAUGUAAACACUGCCAGUCCAACUUCAUUAACAAGAAGUUAUGCAAGUCAGUUUGGCAUACCAUCUGGUAUACUAUCAGGUGUUAAUGGUGCAACAGCUGCUGGUACUCCUGGUGCUGUGAAUGGUGUUAGUAGUCCUUCCAUAGUACCAAAUCUACAAACACAGAAUACAAUUCAUUCUCCCCUUACAGUCAUUGGUUCGAGUCGACCGAUUAAUCCAAUGUCUGACCUAAUGACAGAUCAAGUUCACUUAUUUGCUGCCUUAAAUCAAAUCGAUUUAGCUAAUUUUCAAUCACAGUUUUCAUCAAUUCUGACACCACUACCGAAUACAAGUCCAUUGGCUGCUGGAGUUCAUUCUAUCGGACAACCGUUAAAUAUUCCAGAAUUAUCACUAGGUCCUGGUUUAUUAGGAUGCUAUCCUGCUGCAGCAGCCGCGGCACUACCCAUUGUUGGACCUCCGAAUAACUAUAUGUUCUCUACACCGGCUACCUUACUAAAAAUAUCAAGCAGACUACCAGAAGAACAAUAUACCACAUCAACAACCAACAGUCUUAAUAAUCUUAUUGUCAAUCAAUCUGAUCUAUGCCUUACCAAUGGUAAUAAUAUCUCCUCUAAUGACGCAUCAAACUGUAACGUUUCAAUGUCUAUUGGUUCUGUCAGCAGUUAUUCAGCAUUAUCAACUCCUCCAGAUCCUGUAAGAUCAAUGCAUGGCUUACAGAACACUACUUCACUACUUGGUCUUCCCUCACUAUCAAUCGGUGCUAUUCUAAACGCUCAACAACAACAGAACCCGUUGAUUUCAUUGGCUAAUACUGAUGAGAAUAUUGUAGUCCGAGAGAUGAUUAUUUCUAAUGAUGUGAUUGGUUGCAUUAUUGGCCGAGGUGGUACAACAAUUAAUGAAAUCAGGAACACAUCAAAGGCUCAAAUCAAAAUAUCCAACUGUGAAGAUGGUGCAAAAGAAAGAAAGAUUACAGUUAGUGGAAAAUUAGAUUCAGUGAAUUUAGCUCAAUUUCUUAUUAACAGCAGUAUUGCAAUACAUCAGGAAAUGUGGGCAUUCAACGUUCGUCUGGCAAGUGCUGCUACCGCUCUGAUGACCAAAAGUGAUUUGGCUAUAAGUUCUUCAUGCAAACUAUCAGAAAUUGAUGAGAAGGACGCUAAUCGUUCCCAAUCAUGUGAUAACCAAAGCCUUACCGACUGUACAAACUCCGAUUCUUCCCAGUUGAAUCCUUCAUUAAUGCUUUUAAAAGAGAAUUUAUCACCUAAUCUACGUCAAAAAAUCAUUGAACCGAUUUUAUCAUCAUCGUCAUCAUCACCACUUGCUCAUGAUGACAUGAUUACUACAAACAGUUCAAAAGUUAGAGCCAAUCAUCGAACUAUCCGACGAUCAAAAUUAACACCUUAUUGAUUGAUUUUUUUACAUGAAUGCUCCCCUUGUAUUUCUGUUAAAAAUGCAUGUGACUGAAAUAUAUCGUCAUUACAAGAGGAAUGCUGAUAUCAGCGGAACUCUUGGCCGGUAUGAUAACUUUCGUCAAUUAUUGAGUGAUAUUCAGUGGGAAUCUCAGAUGUUCGUCAUUGAUGAUCAUAUAUACAAAUAGACAAACAAAAUAGACAUGCGCACACACAAUUAUUGAACUGUUUUAUCGAAACACGGUACGAAGUUUAUUGAUUAGCAUUCAGAUAUGAUAAAUUUCAUUUUAAAUUUUGAACUUUAUUACAUCAUAUGGUAUAUAAAACUUUUAAAUUACACAUGCACACACACACACGCAGACUAAUGUCCACUGCUCUUAGAUAUUAACUUAUUUUCAGUUAUGCUCACCAUUACAGUAUGAUUGAUAUUAGAUUAAGCACAUAUAUGUAUACAUAAAUGCAUAAAAGGAAUGAGUAAAGGUCAAAUGUACGACCGCAGACGCCUCGUCUGCGCCAGCUCACGCACACAUGCAUUUCGCAACAUUGUGUUCACUAAUGUGUCUAAAUGAGUCGUUAUUUAUCUCAAUUUUGAAUAGUUUAGCAAAAACAGUACUACAAAUAGACAGAAAGGUAAAUGGACAAAAAAAACGCACCAUAUAAAAGGAAUUCAAUACUUCAGAAUGAGAAUCAUAAAACACAUCUUAAAAGUACUACUGUUUUCUUAUUUUUUAGUAGUCUAACUAUAACUACACUGUUUAUAUAUAUACAUAUAAUGUAUAGGCAUUAUUGUCAUUAUUAUGUAGGGCAUAUUAUUUGAGAAAGUGAUAGCUGAGAAAUACAAUUCAUAACAUAACACAUUUGAAAGUUAGUCAACUGGAUUUCAGUGUGUCAGUCAUUGAUAAUAAUCAUUACUGAAACUGUUCUGUGCCUUUUACUCAUCUGUGUCAGUACACAAUUCAAGAAACUCAUAGCAAAAUCAAUAUAUAUAUCAAUAAGAACAAUUCACUUGUUGACCAAUUCUUUUUAAUGAAUAAAUAUGGAUUCAAUUUAUUUUCUGUAUAACUUAUCCCAAACAAUGUCGACAACUGUCAACAAUUGGUAAUGGAUACUAGAAUUACAAUAAAGCUAAAUAAUAAACUAUCUAAAUAUAAUGUUUGUUUUGCUUUUGAAAUUUCGAAAUAACUGCCAUUAUUAUUAUUUUCGAAAUUCAGUGGAAUUAAUUAAUUAUUUAAUUAAUUAACUAUUCACUGAGUGAAAAUAGAUCAGCUGUUGUCGAUUUGUAGAUUUUUCAUUUUUAAAUAAAUGAAUAAAAUAGAAUGAAGAGAACAAGUCUUUUUUCCCUUUCCUCUCUUCCCUAUCUUUUUUAUAAAACAAAAAUAAAUUUC